Messenger RNA from Aspergillus affinis, 1533 nucleotides. Its product is annotated as DUF1996 and WSC domain-containing protein. Bases 1 to 1533 code for a protein of 510 amino acids. Lineage: Eukaryota; Fungi; Ascomycota; Eurotiomycetes; Eurotiales; Aspergillaceae. The record is from RefSeq and is a predicted model, not a curated record. The transcript is spliced from 4 exons.
AUGCGAGCACUAUCGUUCCAAAAUGUCCCUCUGUGGCUUUCGGCUUUGCUAGUUACUCCAGCGGAAGCGUUUUUUCGCAUGCCCUGUCCGAGUCGCUUGGUCCAAGAGCGUGCCGAUCCCAUCGUGAAUCCAGGUGCUGUAGCCGCCCAUGUGCACACCAUUUCCGGGGGCAACGGGUUCUCCUUUGAUAUGGACUAUGAGGAUGCAAGAGCAUCGCAGUGCUCCUCAUGUCCUAUCAAGCAGGAUCUGUCCAACUACUGGACGCCUACGCUUUACUACCAGGCCGAAAAUCGGAGCUUCAUCAGCGUUGCCCAGGCCGGUGAUGGCGAUGGGACGACUGGUGGGAUGACGGUCUAUUACCUGCAGAGACCCGGCCCGAACAAUGACAAACUUCAUGCCUUCCCCAAAGGCUUCCGAAUGCUCGCGGGCGACCCCAUGAAGCGGAACAACACCAACGACUUCGAAUCAGAGGCGGUUAGCUAUGUCUGUCUGAACUAUAACGGCCCUGCGAAGCCGGAGACAAACGCUUUCCCUAAUUAUAAUUGUCCCGAUGGCCUCCGUGUGCAACUGUUUUUCCCUUCCUGUUGGGAUGGCAAGAAUCUCGAUUCUCCCGAUCACCGCUCUCACAUGGCCUACCCUAUCUCUGGCGCGUAUAACAACGGUGCUUGUCCAAAGAGUCACCCGGUUCAUAUGGUCUCUCUUUUCUAUGAGGUUAUUUGGCAGACUAAUAAAUUCGCCGAUCAAUGGUAUGGAGAUAAGCAGCCGUUCGUCUUUGCUCACGGUGAUCCAACGGGAUAUGGCAUGCACGCCGACUUUGUGAAUGGGUGGGAUGUUGAUGUUUUGCAGAAGGCAGUUGAUGUCUGUCUGAACGACAGUGGACGCAUCGAGGACUGUCUAACUCCCGAGGGAGACUCGGUUUUCGAAUUCUUCACUGGCGAAGAGUGCCAAGCGUGUAGUUUGCCCUCCUAUGUCGACGAGCAGAUUCACGGCGUCCUAGACAAGCUCCCUGGCUGUAAUCCGGUGACCUACGGGCCAGAGCGAGCUGAGCAUGUCUCCUGCGCUAAAACUCCCAUAGGUCAGGCGGCCCCAUACUUCACUGACCUCAUCGAGAAGAAUUGGGAAUACGUCGGGUGUGGAAUCGACAAGUAUGACAAUCGCACCUUCACAGCGGAAUCGACUCGCGACGACAAAAUGACCGUGGAGCGCUGCACGGAAUUCUGCAGUAGUAAGGGGUACGAUUACGCCGGCCUGGAAUAUUCGUCUGAGUGCUAUUGCGAUAACUCGAUCCCGGCUGACAGACGCCCGAAAAAGGGUAUUAUGGGCAAUUGCCAGAUGUCGUGCUCGGGCGAUAAUUCUCAAUACUGUGGAAGUGGUGGCUCCAUGUCCAUAUACCAUAAAUGCAGUGGUGAGGCCAAAUGCGAGAAUAACGAGGUUGGCUCGCCGGGAAAAUUGAAGAACAGCGCGGAGGAAGCCAGGGUUAAGCAGCACCUGCGCCGGCAUGCGGAUAGGAAUUCUCACCGGUUCUCCAUUUAG